Molecule: messenger RNA, 1063 nt
Organism: Bufo bufo (common toad)
Lineage: Eukaryota; Metazoa; Chordata; Amphibia; Anura; Bufonidae
Product: solute carrier family 22 member 6-B-like
Exons: 5
Coding region: 104-1048 (314 amino acids)
Biological process (GO): transmembrane transport
Cellular component (GO): membrane
Molecular function (GO): transmembrane transporter activity
Source: RefSeq, a predicted model, not a curated record
GUCAUUGUGCCAUCCACUGACUAUGUAAAUAGUCAUGCUUUUUGCAUCAAAGCUUCAAUGUUCCUGGUAUUUUAUGUGAAGAUUGUGAACUGUGUGAUCAGCCAUGGCGUUUCAGGAGAUCUUGGAGAGAACAGGUGGCAUGGGACGAUAUCAGAUCAUUCAUGUCAUUCUUCUGUCCUUGCCAUUUUUCAUGUUGGCUAGCCACAAUCUCAUGCAAAACUUCACUGCUGCUAUUCCAAAACAUCGAUGUAAACUUAAUAAAUCCUGGGAAGAAGGUAAUUUUACUGGACCUUGGUUACAUGCUCAUAUUCCGUUGCAGUCAAAUGGGAAACUCUCUAGCUGCUCAAGAUAUACAAACCUCCAACUCAAUUUACUUAAUUAUAGUCUUACAAGCAAUACUAGUGACUUACAGACUGAGAUAUGUGCUGAUGGCUACAUGUAUGAUGACAGCGAAUUUUCUUCAACUAUUAUAAACCAGUGGGAUUUGGUCUGUAAUCGGAAGAAAAUGAGGCAGCUCGCUCAAUCCAUUUACAUGGCAGGAGUGCUGGUUGGAGCCAUAAUAUUUGGUGGGCUAUCAGACAAGUUUGGGCGCAGACCACUGUACAUUUGGUCAAACCUUCAGAUGUUUGUGACUGGAAUAUGCGCAGCUUUUGCUCCUAACUACAUUGUGUAUUGUGUCUUUCGUUUCCUGACUGGAACUGCUCUCUCUGGGAUUGUUCUCAAUUCCUACUCUCUAAUUGUGGAAUGGAUUCCCACAGAGUAUCGGGCAUUGACCAGUACAGCCACUGGGUACUGUUACACAAUUGGCCAGCUGGUGUUAGUGGGCCUUGCAUUUCUAAUUCAAAACUGGCGUAUGCUGCAGCUGGCUGCAUCCCUUCCCUUCUUCGUCUACUUUUUAUAUGCAUGGUGGCUCCCUGAGUCCAGCCGUUGGCUUGUUCUACUUGGGAAAUAUGAACACGCUAUCAAAGACCUAAAGAAGGUAGCCAGAAUUAAUGGGAGGAUGGAAGAAGAAGAAAAACUUACAGUAGAGGUAAAUGAUACACAAUGAUUUCACAUCGGUAGA